This is a messenger RNA of Coregonus sp. 'balchen', 11064 nucleotides long. NCBI's taxonomy places the organism in Eukaryota, Metazoa, Chordata, Actinopteri, Salmoniformes, Salmonidae. The record is from the annotation of a GenBank genome assembly.
AUGACCCCCUGGCUAGAGAACAAGUCCCCAGAGAAGACCAUGGCUGCUAUGCGGGGUAAAAUGGAGGACUUCAGAGACUACCGUAGACAACACAAACCCCCCAAGGUGCAGGAGAAGUGUCAGCUGGAGAUCAGCUUCAACACCCUGCAGACCAAGCUGAGGAUCUCCAACCGGCCCGCCUUCAUGCCCUCUGAGGGACGCAUGGUGUCAGUGAGUCAGACACACACACACACACACACACGCACACACACACGCACACACACACACACAUACACACACGCACACACACACACACACACGCUCACACACACACACACACGCACCCACCCACCCACACACAGAGACCUUCCUGCCCUCUGAGGGUCUUGGUGAGUAGAGGAGACCCAGAGGAAGUUCCAGGCAACACAUCCCAGAGGUCAGAGAUCUUAUUGAUUUCAUUUAUCUCAUAUUCAUGUAUUCAUGGAAAGUAUUCAGACCCAUUGAAUAUUUCCACAUUUUGUUACGUUACAGCCUUAUUCGAAAAUGGAUUAAAUGAAAUUUUUCCUCAUCAAUCUACACACAAUACCCCAAAAUGACAAAGCGAAAACAAGUUUUUAGAGAUUUUUGCUAAUUUAUUAAAAAUAAACAACAGAAAUACCUUAUUUACAUAAGUAUUCAGACCCUUUGCUAUGACACUCGAAAUUGCAUCCUGUUUCCAUUGAUCAUUCUUGAGAUGUUUCUACAACUUGAUUGGAGUCCACCUGUGGUAAAUUCAAUUGAUUGGACAUGAUUUGGAAAGGCACACACCUGUCUAUACAAGGUCCCACAGUUGAUAGUGCAUGUCAGAGCAACAACCAAGCCAUGAGGUUGAAGGAAUUGUCCAUAGAGUUCCGAGACAGGAUUGUGUUGAGGUACAGAUCUGGGGAAGGGUACCAAAACAUUUCUGCAGCAUUGAAGAUCCCCAAGAACACAGUGGCCUCCAUCAUUCUUAUAUGGAAGAAGUUUGGAACCACCAAGACUCUUCCUAGAGCUGGCCGCCCGGCCAAACUGAGCAAUCGGGGGAGAAGGGCCUUGCAAGAACCCGAUGGUCACUCUGACAGAGCUCCAGAGUUCCUCUGUGGAGAUGGGAGAACCUUCCAGAAGGACAACCAUCUCUGCAGCACUCCACCAAUCAGGCCUUUAUGGUAGAGUGGCCAGACGGAAGCCACUCCUCAGUAAAAGGCACAUGACAGCCCACUUGGAGUUUGCCAAAAGGCACCUAAAGACUCAGACCAUGAGAAACAAGAUUCUCUGGUCUGAUGAACCAAGAUUGAACUCUUUGGCCUGAAUGCCAAGCGUCACAUCUGGAGGAAACCUGGCACCAUCCCUACGGCGAAGCAUGGUGGUGGCAGCAUCAUGCUGUGGGGAUGUUUUUCAGCAGCAGGGCCUGGGACACUAGUCAGGAUCGAGGGAAAGAUGAACGGAGCAAAGUACAGAGAGAUCCUUGAUGAAAACCUGCUCCAAAGCGCUCAGGACCUCAGACUGGGGUGAAGGUUCACCUUCCAACAGGACAACGACCCUAAGCACACAGCCAAGACAACGCAGGAGUGGCUUCGGGACAAGUCUCUGAAUGUCAUUGAGUGGCCCAGCCAGAGCCCGGACUUGAACCCGUUCGAACAUCUCUGGAGAGACGUGAAAAUAACUGUGCAGCAACUCUCCCCAUCCAACCUGACAGAGCUUGAGAGGAUCUGCAGAGAAGAAUGGGAGAAACUCCCCAAAUACAUCAUACCCAAGAAGACUUGAGGCUGUAAUCGCUGCCAAAGGUGCUUCAACAAAGUACUGAGUAAAGGGUCUGAAUACUGAUGUAAAUGUAAUAUUUCAGUUUUUUAUUUUUUAUAAAUUUGCAAAAAGUUCUAAAAACCUGUUUUUGCUUUGUCAUUAUGGGGUAUUGUGUGUAGGAAAAAAAAACAAUUUAAUCCAUUUUACAAUAAGGCUGUAAAGUAACAAAAUGUGAGAAAAGUCAAGGGGUCUGAAUACUUUCCGAAUGCACUGUAUAGUUGACCCUAGCCUUGAUUAUUAGCUGAGUGAUCAACGUCCCUUGGAAGGAUGGCAUUGUGAGACUUCGUUUAUAUUAGCUGAGUGAUCAACGUCCCUUGGAAGGAUGGCAUUGUGAGACUACGUUUACCCCCCCCACAGUUUUUCACAAUGUCUGUAAUCUUUAACCCCAAAAAAAGACAGUUCCCUGGUGAAGUAUAGCCACGUCCUGUAUCUUCCAACCUCUGUGUUUCCCAGGACACCACCAUGGACAGACCUGGAGAAGGUAGAGAACGGCUAGGAGGAGGUUCUUACUGUAUUGUUAUACUGUAUCCUGUGUGUGUGUGUGUGUGUGUGUGUGUGUGUGUGUGUCUGUGUGUGUGUGUCUGGUGUGUGUGUGUGUGUGUGUGUGUGUGUGUGUGUGUGUGUGUGUGUGUGUGUGUGUGUGUGUGUGUGUGGUGUGUGUGUGUGUGUGUCUGUGUGUGUGUGCGUAGGACAUCACCAGUGCGUGGACGGGCCUGGAGCAGGCAGAGAAGGGCUAUGAGGAGUGGCUGAUGAGUGAGACCAGGAGGCUGGAGCGUCUCAACCACCUGGCUGAGAAGUUCCAGAUGAAGGCUGCUACCCACCAGGACUGGUCUGUAGGUCCGUCUGUUCUCUCUCUAUUCCAGGGGUUCUCUAACCUCUCCUUGGGACCUCCAGACGUUUUCACUAUUUAGUUGUAUUCCCUGAACUAUCUCACCUGAUUGACCUAGUGAAGGGCUUGACGAUUAAGUCGACAAGUUGAAUCAGGUGAGCUAGCUGUGGAAUAGUUAAAUACAUGGAACGGCUGGGGGUCGGUUGGGGGUCGUUUGGGGGUCGGCUGGGGGUCACAGAGAAGAGGUUUGAGAACCACUUCUCUAUUGGGGCGGCGCACAAUUGGCCCAGCGUCGUCCAGGGUAGGGGAGGGAAUGGCCGGCAGGGAUGUAGCUCAGUUGGUAGAGCAUGGCGUUUGCAACGGCAGGGUUGUGGGUUCGAUUCCCACGGGGGGCUAGUAUGAUUAUUAUUUUUAUUUUUUUAUAAAAUAAAUGUAUGCACUCACUAACUGCUCUGGAUAAGAGCGUCUGCUAAAUGACUAAAAUGUAAAUGUAUUGAAUUAGUACAAUAUUCUGUACAUGAACAUCGCUCCAGCAGUACCAUCCUGAGAUGUCCUGUGCUCAAGAUGGGAGACCAUUUCCUGAAUAAGGACAAUAAAAUAAACUGAACUGAAUUGAUCAGAUCUGUCUUUAGAAAUGCACAUAGAUUAUCUAUCAAAAUAGAUCCAUUCCUAACGGUGAUCAGUGAUUUUGAUGAUGUGUUUGUCUAGGUAAGGACAGCGUCCUGUCUCAUAAGGACUACGAGUCCUGCUCUCUGACGGAGGUGAGAGCUCUGCUCAGGAAACAUGAGGCUUUUGAGAGUGACCUGGCCGCUCACCAAGACAGAGUGGAACAGAUCGCUGCCAUCGCACAGGAGUUAAAGUAAGGGGGGGAGGGAGUGGGGGGGGUGGGGGGGUUGAGAGUGACCUGGCCACUCACCAGGACAGACUGGAACAGAUCGCUGCCAUUGCACAGGAACUCAACUAGUCCCUGCCCCACAGUUUUUCCCAGUCAGCCCACACCUAGCCCACAAUCGGUCCACAGUCACCCCACAGUCAGCCCACACCAAGCCCACAAUCGGUUCACAGUCAACCCAUAGUCAGCCCAAACCUAGCCCACAAUCGGUCCACAGUCACCCCACAGUCAGCCCAAACCUAGCCCACAAUCGGUCCACAGUCAACCCACACCAAGCACACAAUCGGUCCACAGUCACCCCACAGUCAGCCCACACCUAGCCCACAAUCGGUCCACAGUCACCCCACAGUCAGCCCACACCUAGCCCACAAUCGGUCCACAGUCACCCCACAAACCCGGGCCUACAGCUGGCCAACAGUCAGCACACAACCGGCCCAGGCUAAUGUUAUGUAGAUUGACAGGUAUUGCUGUUGUGGUUGUCAGUUCUGAGCAGGUAGUCAGUAGGAGGCUGAUUCUCUGGUCCGCUUGUCUGGACUUCUGUUGUGCUGUAUGGACUCCAUCUAGUGGCUGAAGGCAGUCUGGGCAAGGCCACUGACAGACUGUAACCUACUGGCAGACACAGAAUCCUCACUGUUGCUGCCAAAGUUCAACCACCCUAAAGGAAACAUUUGCCCCUCGUGUAAACUCUUGUAAAGUUAAAAGCACCACCAACCAGUCCAGAGGUCAGUGUGUCUUUGCAUUGAGAACAGUCCAUUGUUCUAAAUUUGGGUUUGAAUGACACUGAACAGCACCUGCCACUUUCCCUCUGCACCAGCACUGGUUGUCCUGCCUGCCUGUGUGUGUGUGUGUGUGUGUGUAUUUGUCUGUGUGUAUGUGCCUGUGUCCACCAUUGUGUGUGUGCGUAGUUGGCAGAUAGAGUUAUGAUGGGGUGAUCCUCCUCACCUCUCUCCCCAGUCUCCUGUAUAUAUUACAACCUCUCUCUAGAGGAUCUAUAUAUCUAUGAUAUGUCUCCUACUCGAUCAUACUAGUCUCUCUCGAUAUCUCUCUCUCUCUCUCUCGUCUCACUGGAACACUGUGGUCUUUCACCAUAGUUAGAUAAGGAGUUUAUCAAAAUUGGGGUGUGGUUUUGAAUUUCUUGUGGAUAGCGUAAUCGGGGAAAGAUGGGUAUAUAAAUAUGGUAAUAAAUUUGGAAUUGAUAUAUAUAAUAUAUCUAGUAGAGAUAGAGAUAGAGAGAGAUAGCAGAUGAUAGUAAGAUCUAUAUAAUAUAAGAGAUAUAUAGGUAUAUCUUGUACUAUAGUAAAGCUAUGAGUCUAGUGAUAAGCGGAGAUAUAGAGAUAUAUAAUAUAUCUAUCUAUCUCCCUAAUCUAAUAUAAUCUAUCUAUAUAACAAGUAUAAUGUUAUAUAUUAAAAUAUCUCCAACAGUCAAAUGCAUGAAAGAAAUUGAUAUAUAUAUAUUCCCCCUGCCAUUAUUGGACAGCCCCUGUUCUAGAACGCGGGCCAACCUGUGUUCUUCACGUGUCACAGUUGAAGGACUCUGAUGUCAUUCAUCAGACCAGAGCAACCUCCUGUCACCACGUGUCUUUCCACUGACACUAUUUGUGUUCAUCUUGGUUCUUUCAAAAAAACACAUCAUUACACAAGGCAUCACUUUUACUAAAAUCAUGUAAAAUGCUAAAUGUGAAGUGUCCCUUUAAAUACACGUCGUCAGGAAUCAGUAAUGACAUCUAAAGUCCUACUUUCCUGAAUUCUGUUUGUAAAUUUGUACAAACGUGGACUGAAUUUUCCACAGGCUGUGUUGCAAGCCUGUCUGAGGGGAGAUUCCCAACAGAGGUUAAUAUUGACUGAGAUAACACUGUUAGUCCUUCUGCAGUACUAACUAAGGGAUGACCUUUCACCUUCUUAAAUGCUGUGAUCCCAUUGGCUGUUAGACACCAAAUAAGAUAAAUGGCUAUGACCCCCAUGACUCAGAUACAUGGCAGUGAACGAGAAACCACACAACACAGGAAACACACACAAACAAAAAACACAAAGACAAACCCCAAAAAAAAAAAACAAACACAACAAACAACACAAACACACAAAACAAGACACAGACAAAAAAACACACACAAACACACAACACCAAAAAAGACACACACAGAAACAACAACACAAAAAACAACACAAACAACAACACACAAACAACACACAAAGACACACACACACACACACACAGAAAACCCAAGAAACACACACACACACACACAACACACACACACAGACAGAACACACACAAAAACAACACAACACACACACACACACACAGAAACACACACACACAACAAAAACACACACAAACAGACAAAACACACACACAACACAAACAACACACACACACAGACAGACAGACAGACACACACAAAACACACAACACAGACACACCACACCACACACACACACACACACAACCCCACAAACAGACAGACACACACACACACACAGAAAAGACACACACAACACACACACACACCAACACACACACACCAGACACACACAACACCAACACACACACAGAACCAACACACAACACAAAACCACCAACAGACAGAAGAAAAAAACACACAACCCACACACACACACCAGACACAAAACACACACACACACACACCACACACACACACACACCGACACAACAACACACACACACACAAAACAGACACAACACACACACAACACAAAACACACACACACACACACACACACAGACAGACACACAAAAACACAACACCAACACACACAACCACACACACACAGACAGAACAACACACACACACAGACACACACACACACACAAACACACACAAAGAAGACCACACACAUCACACAACACACACCACAACACACAGACAACACACACACAACACCACACACACACAAAAACACAAACAAAAAACACACACACACACACAAAACACACACACACACACAGAGACAGAACACACACACACACACACACAGACACAGGACACAGCACAGACAAGACAACAGACACAGACACACACACACACACACCACAACACAACACAGACACACACACACCACACACACACACACACACACAGACACACACACAGACACACACACACACACAGACACACACACACACAGACACACACAGACACACUCCCAGUUGUCCCCCUAGUGAGGUCUGUUUGCCACAGGAGUUUGGCUCUGUUCCCCACCACCUAUAUCCACUUCCUGGCUGGGAGGGUCUGGGCCCGGGAACACAAUGAGGACUGGUCACCUUCAGGUUCUCUCUCAGCCCCCUGCAAUGUUCCUGGGUCAUGUUCAUUAGGCACCAAACUGAAUAAACUACUUUGACCUCUCCAAUGAGAAAAGUUCAUUUUUUCGCUUUCUGUUGCAUAAUGUUUAAGAACGUUUUCCGUUGCAUUCCCUAUUGAACAACGACCCAGGUAUCUCUGGGAUACGUCUAGAGAGGGGGAUUGGAGAGUCAGGAAAUAGAAGAAUGGUAGUGUAUCGUUUGUUUAAGGGUUCACCUCUCUGCCGAUCUAUUCUGGUGUGUCUGUUAGAGACACAACACCCUGGAGAAAUCUGUUCUGCUAAUCUCUGUGUGUGUGUGUGUGUGUGUCUGUGUGUGUGUGUGUGUGUGUGUGUGUGUCUGUGUGUGUGUGUGUCUGUGUGUGUGUGUGUGUGUGUGUGUGUGUGUGUGUCUGUGUGUGUCUGUGUGUGUGUGUGUGUGUAUGUGUGUGUGUGUGUGUGUCUGUCUGUCUGUCUGUCUGUCUGUCUGUCUGUCUGUGUGUGUGUGUGUGUGUGUGUGUGUGUGUGUCUGUGUGUGUGUGUGUAGGAAUCGGUUGUGCUAAGCUGAGCUCUGCCAGCUGGAUGUACAGCACUGUGACGCUAAGCUGAGCUCUGCCAGCUGGAUGUACAGCACUGUGACGCUAAGCUGAGCUCUGCCAGCUGGAUGUACAGCACUGUGACGCUAAGCUGAGCUCUGCCAGCUGGAUGUACAGCACUGUGACGCUAAGCUGAGCUCUGCCAGCUGGAUGUACAGCACUGUGACGCUAAGCUGAGCUCUGCCAGCUGGAUGUACAGCACUGUGACGCUAAGCUGAGCUCUGCCAGCUGGAUGUACAGCACUGUGACGCUAAGCUGAGCUCUGCCAGCUGGAUGUACAGCACUGUGACGCUAAGCUGAGCUCUGCCAGCUGGAUGUACAGCACUGUGACGCUAAGCUGAGCUCUGCCAGCUGGAUGUACAGCACUGUGAAGCUAAGCAGUGGAAGCCCAACUAGCGAAGAGAGAGAUAUUAUCACUAUCGCACCUCUUUACACUUUCUCUGAUGUCUGGGACGUUUAGUUUUACGAGCGGAGGGAAGGAUGGGAGCUACAGACAUUGGUAGGAGGAUACUGUAGUGUUAACGGCUGAUUCUAAGUCAUGUUGGCAAUUGGACUUUGUUACUGUGAAUUUCAAACAAAACUGGGAGAUUUUCUAGCGUAGUGGUGGACUCUACGCGCUAUGGCUGAGGUCACUAUUAGUUAUAUACACGCCCCAGACAGUUUAUUGGUACACCCAUCUAGUACCGGCCAGGACAGCGGAGUCACUGACCCCCUUCCGGAGACACUUGAAACCCUACCUCUUUAAGGAAUACCUGGGAUAGCAUAAAAGUAAUCCUUCUACCCCCCCCCCCCCCCCCUACCCCACCCCCACAAAAAAAAAAAAAAAUUAUUAUUAUUAUUAUAAAAUAAUAUAAUAAUAAUAAUAAUAAUAAUAAUAAUAAAAAAAAAUUAAAAAAACAACAACAAAAAACAACAACAAUAUAUAUAUAUAAAGCAAUUGAAAAUUAAAAACAUACUCAAAAAAAAUAACAAUUGAAAAUUUGAUAUCAAAAAAUUACAAAAUAUUUUAAAAAUAUUUUAAAAAGAUUCAAAAAUACACAAAUAAAUAGAAAACUUGGAAAGUGGUUAUCCCACUGGCUAUAAGGUGAAUGCACCAAUUUGUAAAUCGCUCUGGAUAUGAGCGUCUGCUAAAUGACGUAAUGACACUCCUGAGUGGCGCAGUGGUCUAAGGCACUGCAUCGCAGUGCUAGCUGUGCCACUAGAGAUCCUGGUUCGAAUCCAGGCUCUGUCGUAGCAGGCUGCGACCGGGAGACCAUGGGGCGGCGCACAAGUCGUCCAGGGUAGGGGAGGGAAUGGCAGGCAGGGAAGUAGCUCAGUUGGUAGAGCAUGGCGUUUGCAACGCCAGGGUUGUGGGUUCGUUUCCCACGGGGGGCCAGUAUAAAUAAAUAAUGUAUGCACUCACUAACUGUAAGUCGCUCUGGAUAAGAGUGUCUGCUAAAUGACGUAAAAUGUAAAUGUAAUGUAAAUGUUAAAGAGUCUACGACUUUCAGAAUGAGACUGAUAUGAGGUAAAUGAUUAACAAAUGACUGUUAAAUGAUAAGAGAUAUCUAGAUGUCUUUAGAGUUAAUUCGGGAAACGGUAACUCGUUAAACAACUUUUCCCGUGGUGCCCCAAAUUCCUAAUGAGUUAAUUGUUACAUGAUUAAUUUAAUCUAGUAACAAUUAAACAUAGUAGGUGAUUAUUCGACAAAUAAUAGUCACCACAAUAAUGAGAGUCACGUCACGACACACCAUAUCUCUUUCAACUAUGCUGUGAUGUUUAACAUACAAUUUGAAUCUAUCUAAUCGAAUAGAAUCCACAGAUUGCGAGUUGAAGAGAAAUACUUUUACUAAAAGUAUUAGUAUAUUAGUAACUGACUGACCAGGUCUCUCCAGAACUCCCAACAAUGCUAUUUCUAGGGUCGAUUUUUGAUGAAAGUUUUGCUUUUUGAGCCAUUCUUAACCUAAAGAAGCACUCCGGGGGGCACCCAAAAAAGUUCACACUGAUGUACCCCAAAAUUUAAAUUUUGUUAAAUUUCACAAAAUUUUUUUAAAAAGAGAAAACUUUUUUUUAAAAAGUUUUUUAAUUAAACUCCCCCCCUUGUCUCCAAACCCCCAAAAAAUUUUUUCAGGAUUUUUUGAUUUUUUUUUGACCUUCCUCCCACCAAGUUUUUCCCAAACAGAAACUGCCGCCCGUUUUUUGGUUUUCCCCAUUAUAAAACUUUUUUUUUUCCCCAAAAUUCUUAAUUUUAUUAAAAAAAAACAAGUUUUUUCCCUUCUUUUUUUUUAAAUUAACCGGGUGCAAUAAAUUUUAAAAUAUGGGAUUCCCUUUCCCCGAUCCUCUCCCUCAAAACCAUUUGGGGUUUCGGGAAAAAGAAAAGCACUUUUUUUUCCAAAUUUCACCCGGCCCUUUAAACCAACUUGAACCCUGUCCUCCCCCUUUUUUCCGGUUCCCCCGGAAAGGCAAAACCCCCCCUCCGGUGGGGGUCCUUUCCCAGGACUAAAAAAAAAAACCUCUGUAGGGGGGCCCAGCAAAAAAAACCAAGGCCCCUUCUUUUUUUGGGCCACCCUUUUUUAGGGGGGGGGGCCUCUUCAAAUUAGGUUAACCCCUCUGUGGAGUAAAGAGGGCCCCCCCCUUUUCUUUUCCCAAGGGCCCUCCCCGGAAACCCGCCCGGGGUUUGCCUGUUCCAAGGCCCCUUCCCUAUUGGGGGCCUCUUUUGAAAAAACCCCCCUUUUCUUUUUUUCCCCCCCCCCUCUUGUGGCCAAGGGGGGAAAGGCCCUCUGUCCCCAAAAAGGGUGCCAGGGCCCUUGGGGGGGGCAGUGGGGCCCUCCCCGAAAGGAGGGAGAACCUGGGGCAGUGGGGCGGGUUUUUCUGGGGGCUAUGAGGGAGGCAAAAACCCCCUCUGGUGGGGCUAGUGGGGGGAGCGGGGCCCCUGGGGGGCUUGUGGGGGGCGACGGGGCCCUCGGGUGGGGGCUUUGGGAGGGAGACAAGCCCUCUGGUGGGGGCCCAGUUAGGGAGACGAGGCCCUCUGGGGGGGGCUUGUGGGAGAAGGGGCCCUCUGGUGGGGGCUAGUGUAGGGAGACAGACCCCUUUUUGGGGGGGGCUAGUGGGGGAACAGGGCCCCUGGGGGGGGCGUGUGGGGAGACGAGGCCCCUGGGUGGGGGCAAAAGGGGGGAGUCGGGUCCUCUGGUAAAGGCAAAUGGGGUGGGGGACGCCCGGGAUCACCCCAAAAGCUGUUUCCCCCAUAUUGACUCCUGCCCUUAAUGUGUGGGGAGAAGCAAAGGGUCAAGGUUCUAAUCUGGUUCUAAUCUGGUUCUAAUCUGGUUCUAAUCUGCUGACCAAAUAUGCACUCAGAUGAUCAACACAGAAACACUACCUUUACUCACGUUCUAAGACCAGGUUUCUGCCCAAAAAUCAAAAAAAACUUUUAAGAGUAUUCAAACCAUUUGGGUCUGAAUUAUCAUUUAAAACUGUCAUUUGCAUUAAGGGAAAUCCCAUUUCCCUACCUUGGUGUCUCUCAGAGGACGGAGAAGCUACUGGAGACUAUUGACCAGCUGUUCCUGGAGUUCUCUAAGAGGUCAGCUCCCUUUAACAACUGGAUGGAAGGAGCCAUGGAAGACCUGCAGGGCCUGUUCCCUAUUCCCUGGGUUAAACCAGGGAAGACAUGUUCAUAG